GUAACUCUUGCUUUGACAUUGCUUUCGUAUUCUUUUGACGAGCUUUUUGUGCCACUCUCUAGAAGAAAAACGAUAUAGCAGAGAAACUCGAAUAUUCAUUCAAGAAUUCCCUCGUAUAUAUACGAGACGUAAACCACCGCCAUAAAGACUCAACAACAACCUUCAAAAAAAAGAAGAAGAAAAAAAACUCAAAUUCUCUCUCUACUAUUAUGCCACAGGUCGAUUUGGAAACGCUCGUUUCAGCCUGCGCCGGAGCUUCCUCCGACCGGAAAGUCGCCUGCGAGCCUCCUCCCGACGACCAUCCGGACUCGCCGCCGGCCUCCUUCUGGCUCUCCGGCGACGCCGAGUACGACUGGUGGGACCGCAACGCCGUCUACGAGCGAAACGAAUCCACCAAAGGAAACUCAAUUUCCUCCUCUGUAAACCCUAACUCCAACUCCAACUCCAACUCGCAGCGAUUCUCGAAGAAUCUGAAAUCCAAAGCUGCGAUAAUCGGCUUGCCGAAGCCGCAGAAGACUUCCUUCGCCGACGCCAAGAGCCGCCGCUGCCACCGCCCGGGAAACGCCAGGCUCUUCCCCAAGCGGAGCGCGUCCGCCGGCGGAAAAUCGGAAUCCUCCGUCAUCGAACCUUCCUCGCCGAAGGUCUCCUGCAUAGGGAGAGUGAGAUCGAAGCGCGACCGGAACCGGAGGCUGAGAAACCGCCAGCGAUCCGUCUCCUCCACCGUAACCGCCGCCUCCGCCCCCGCCGCCUCCGCCGCCGCCGUCACGAGGCAAAAGUCGUCGCGCAGCCAGAGGAAGAAGACCGGCUUCUUCGAAAGCGUUCGCGCUAUUUUCCGGUCCGGCCGAAGAGGAAAGCCGGUUCAGAAGGCCGAUCUUCCGGCCGCGGACUCGUCGUCGAAGAAGAAAAGAAGUUCCGGCCAACAAGCGCGAGGAAGCGCGGCGAGCCGAAACGACGCGUCGUUCGAAGAACCGGUUUCGAGUGCGGCGCCCGGUUUGGGUGCCAUGAACCGGUUCGCGUCCGGGAGAAGAACCGAGGCGUGGGGAGUUGGUGAAUCCGAAAUCCACGUGGCGCAAUAGGAUUCGUUUUGACGUGCCGUACAAAUUAUGUGACGGCGUCAGUGGGGCCCAACGUUUUGAAUAGGUUUGGGAAGUGUGACGUGGCACGUUGAAUAACGGCUAUUGGUGGCUAUAUGUAACUGUAGUACUCUAGUGUAUGUAGGUUGAUAAACGUAGUUUUCUUUUGAAGCGUGGUGAAGUUUGGUGCCCCCUUUUUUUUUGUCUCUUUCUGUUUCCGCCAUAACGACACCGUUUUGUAAAUACCAUUCAUGUGAAUGUGAUGUACUGCUUUAGUCCUUUCAGGCUUCAGCAGCCGCUGAUUUUGUCACUA
This is a messenger RNA of Cajanus cajan (pigeon pea), 1386 nucleotides long. RefSeq lists its product as uncharacterized. NCBI's taxonomy places the organism in Eukaryota, Viridiplantae, Streptophyta, Magnoliopsida, Fabales, Fabaceae. The record is from RefSeq and is a predicted model, not a curated record.